AUGUGCUGAUUUUACGAUACCGUAUUAGUUUGACAGAUGGCGGGAAAUUUUAAAGAAAAAGUAAAAGAACGUCACGAAAGAUAAAUGUCGUUUUUUGAGUCCCUUGACGUAGAUGACAGGAUAAAAGCGGCUGCAAAGAAAUUGAAAUUGAAUUCCUGUGAAUCUGUUCUUUAUCUGACCAGUCCUGUGGGUGCACUGUCAAUGCAAGAUGUCUCAGCACUUAAGAUAGCAGUUUCUAAACAUAUACUGAAUAAACCACACAAAACUGCGUUACAGUUAACUGAGGACCUGAAAGCUGCAGGAAAAUGUCGGCUAACAACUGGCUGUGUGGUGCUGGAUCAAGCCCUUAGGGGUGGUAUCUUACCUGAGGGAAUUACAGAGAUAUCUGGGGAGAGUGCUAGUGGAAAAACACAGUUUGCUCUUCAACUUAGCCUAACAGCUCAACUACCUAAAGAAUAUGGUGGACUUGAUAAUGGAACUCUGUAUAUCUGCACUGAAGAUGCUUUUCCAAGUAAACGGUUGUAUCAGAUGAUUGAGAACUUCACCAGUCAUACAUGUAUUAUUAAUUGACUGCUAUAGGAAGGUUUAAUGGAGUGUUUGGAGAAAAAGGCGGACUUGUUGCUGAAAUCUGCCUCAGUCAAGCUUAUAGUACUAGAUUCAGUGGCAGCACAUUUCAGAAGUGAUUAUGAAGGUCACGAGAUGUACAAGAGAGCUCAGCAUAUCAGUUCUGUUGGCUCUCUUCUCUACAAGUAUACUCACCUGUAUCAUAUACCUGUUGUCUGUAUUAAUCAGGUGACCAGUUCAAUGAAUCCAGAAGGGAGACAACUCAUACCAUCUUUAGGAUUGACCUGGUCGAAUCAUGUGACGACGCGAAUCAUGCUAGCUCGUACCCAGCGUACCGUAGUGAUUCAGCAAGACAGUGCGAGGGGUCGCCUAGAAACUGUUGUUAGGGAGAUGGAGAUAGUGUUUGCACCUAAUCUACCGUCAAUGACUGUACCUUAUAUUAUAGAUCAUGAAGGAAUGAAAGGGUUUAGAUAGCAUUAAAAAUCAACGCUUGUUUAUUCUUUACAAUAAUA
Molecule: messenger RNA, 1076 nt
Organism: Ruditapes philippinarum (Manila clam)
Lineage: Eukaryota; Metazoa; Mollusca; Bivalvia; Venerida; Veneridae
Product: DNA repair protein XRCC3-like
Exons: 7
Biological process (GO): t-circle formation; resolution of mitotic recombination intermediates; telomere maintenance via recombination
Cellular component (GO): replication fork; Rad51C-XRCC3 complex
Molecular function (GO): ATP binding; four-way junction DNA binding; ATP-dependent DNA damage sensor activity
Source: RefSeq, a predicted model, not a curated record